UCACUCGAUUGUGUAAAAUUAGCCAAAAUAUAGGACUCUCUGCAUGUCACAUUACGGCACUACAAAAAGAGGUGAACAUGAUAUUGGGAAAAAAUAGCAGCGGAUUGGGAUAGGUAGAAGAAACGCAUACAUCCAUUUGGGAACCCUUUCGUGAACGCGAAAAGGAAAAGAAGAAAAAAAAAAAAAAAAAAACGUAGAUCACUUUGCUCCCAUUUACUGCGUCACGAAGGGGCACACUCUACACGCAAGUUUUUUGUGCUAACAUAUUUGAGGAUUAUUAUAUGUGCAUAUUAACUGCAUGAGCAUCUUUUAAGAACACGUAAUACAAUAUAGAGAACCUCUCCUUACAUAUUUUCGGCGUGACAACAAAAGCAAACAUCCACAAAUUUUAUUUAAACAUAUACGCUACCCAAGUUGGAAAUAAAAAUUACUUCACAGAAAAUAUAAUUUUUUUUUUUUCCCCCUUGUAUACAUAAUCAGUCGCACAAAAUGGCGGAUAGAAAAUCAAACAAGAAUGCAGUUGUCAAGAAUGUAGAUAUGACGGAAGAAAUGCAAAUUGAUGCCAUCGAUUGUGCCAACCAGGCUUUGCAAAAAUAUAAUGUCGAAAAGGAUAUUGCAGCCCAUAUAAAAAAAGAAUUUGACAGAAAAUAUGACCCAACAUGGCACUGCGUAGUGGGCAGAAACUUCGGGUCUUAUGUUACACACGAAACUAAGAAUUUUAUUUAUUUUUACAUUGGACAAGUAGCUAUACUGCUGUUUAAGUCGGGCUAA
Messenger RNA from Plasmodium cynomolgi strain B, 771 nucleotides. RefSeq names its product dynein light chain 1. Bases 490 to 771 code for a protein of 93 amino acids. NCBI's taxonomy places the organism in Eukaryota, Apicomplexa, Aconoidasida, Haemosporida, Plasmodiidae. Gene Ontology annotation, cellular component: dynein complex. The transcript has 2 exons. Gene Ontology annotation, molecular function: dynein light intermediate chain binding; dynein intermediate chain binding. The record is from RefSeq and is a predicted model, not a curated record. Gene Ontology annotation, biological process: microtubule-based process.